Molecule: messenger RNA, 2919 nt
Organism: Amblyraja radiata (thorny skate)
Lineage: Eukaryota; Metazoa; Chordata; Chondrichthyes; Rajiformes; Rajidae
Product: trichohyalin-like
Exons: 22
Coding region: 1-2919 (972 amino acids)
Molecular function (GO): zinc ion binding
Source: RefSeq, a predicted model, not a curated record
AUGGGAACGGUCAAGCUGACCCCGGAGACUGGAGUCUGGAGCAUCGGGCGUGAUGGUGACGGGCUCGAUGCGCUCACCUCCCCUCUACCCCGCCUCCACGCCCGUCCCAUCCCCGGGAGGGUCACGGAGUUUACAGAGUACAAUGCUUACAUAUCUGCUCUGCUGCAACAUCAGGUUAAAUCUUCCUUACAAUAUCUCAUCGAAAAGAAGUUAGAGUUCGAGGACAUGGAGCGGCUGCAGAAAGGGAAGAUUUCCGGAGUUCGGGAACAGUCACGCAAUCACCAGUCCUUCAUCGCAUCCCAGUUUGUUGAACUGCGCCAGAUUCUCACCGAGAAAGAGCAGCGCUUUCUCCGUGAUCUGCGGGAAAACGAGGAGAGGAUUCUAAAUCAUAUGGAGGAAAAUCUUCGAAUGAUUCAAGAGAAUUUAAAUUCAAUUCACGAGGAGCUCUCCCGAUUACAGGAACACGCGGAUCAAAAAGACAGCCUGUUAUUUCUGAAGGAGGAAGCUGACUGUGAGAGGAGGGUUAGAGAUGAUGACUGGCCAUUGUCAGUGAGAGAUGAUUCCAUACCGUUUGAGAAUUUCAACCAUCUCUUUCUGUUGGAGACAGUUUUGAAGGAAAUGUUUGACUCCAUCGAGCAAGGUAAAGCAUGUAGAUUACUUCCUGACCAGGUUAAAUCUUCCUUACAAUCUCUCACCAAAAAGAAGUUAGAGUUCGAGGACGUGGAGCAGCUGCAGAAAGGGAAGAUUUCCGGAGUUCGGGAACAGUCACGCAAUCACCAGUCCUUCAUCGCAUCCCAGUUUGUUGAACUGCGCCAGUUUCUCACCGAGAAAGAGCAGCGCUUUCUCCGUGAUCUGCGGGAAGACGAGAAGAGGAUUCUAAAUCAUAUGGAGGAAAAUCUUCGAAUGAUUCAAGAGAAUUUAAAUACUAUUCAGGAGGAGCUCUCCCGAUUACAGGAACAGGCGGAUCAAAAAGACAGCCUGUUAUUUCUGAAGGGGGAAGCUGACUGUAAGAGGAGGGGUAGUCGGGCCUUGUCGAGACUGUCUGAGAAAGCUCGAACACUGAGCCUGAAAACGGAAGAGAAGGAAAGUAAACUUCACUGCGAGGAACAUCAGGAAGAACUGAAGCUGUUUUGUGAAACUGACAAGAAACUGAUCUGCCUGAUCUGCCGAGACGCGCGGGAACACAAGACUCACAACUUCAUGCCGAUUAAAGAAGCUGUUGAAAUGUUCAAGGACCAGGUUAAAUCUUCCUUACAAUCUCUCACCAAAAAGAAGUUAGAGUUCGAGGACGUGGAGCAGCAGCAGAAAGGGAAGAUUUCCGGAGUUUGGGAACAGUCACGCAAUCACCAGUCCUUCAUCGCAUCCCAGUUUGUUGAACUGCGCCAGUUUCUCACCGAGAAAGAGCAGCGCUUUCUCCGUGAUCUGCGGGAAGACGAGGAGAGGAUUCUAAAUCAUAUGGAGGAAAAUCUUCGAAUGAUUCAAGAGAAUUUAAAUUCUAUUCAGGAGGAGCUCUCCAGAUUACAGGAACAGGCGGAUCAAAAAGACAGCCUGUUAUUUCUGAAGGGGGAAGCUGACUGUAAGAGGAGGGUUAGAGAUGACCAGCGGCCAUUGUCAGUGAGAGAUGAUUCCAUACCGUUUGAGAAAUUCAACCAUCUCUUUCUGUUGAAGACAGUUUUGAAGGAAACCUUUGACUCCAUUAAGCAAGUCUCCGUCACCCUGGAUGUGGAAACGGCGCAUUCGCAGCUCGAGGUGUCUGAGGAUCGCCUUCAUUGCCAGCGCACUGUAGCGCGCACAGGAGACAUUCGCGCUGCUUCAGCGCUCACGGGGAACACGAGGAAGUUCCCGGAAUUAAAAUGGCUUCGAAAGCUCAGUUGGACUGAAGACGCAGUUUGUCCCAUCUGCCUGGAUUUCUUCGCCGACCCGGUUAUACUGGAGUGCGAGCACAACUUCUGCCGCUCCUGUAUCACACGGUGUUGGGACGGGGAUGGGAGAAACUCCUGCCCGGAAUGUAGAGAGGAGUUUGCUGAGAGCACCCUCAGGGUGAAUCGGGCCUUGGCGAAUAUGUCCGAGAAAGCUCGAACAGCCAGCCCGAAAGUGGAAAGGGAGGAAAGUAAACUUCACUGCGAGGAACAUCAGGAAGAACUGAAGCUGUUUUGUGAAACUGACCAACAACUGAUCUGCCUGAUCUGCCGAGAUUCGCGGGAACACAGAGAUCACCUCUUCAUGCCGAUUAAAGAAGCUGUUGAAAUCUACAAGGAGCAGAUUAAAACAUCCUUCGAGACUCUCACAAAAAAUGAAUCAGCGAUGGAGGAAAUGGAGCAGCAACAGAAACAGAAGAUUUCUGGAGUUCGGGAACAGUCACAUGACAUGUUGACCCACAUCACAUCGAUAUUUGCUGAACUGCGCCAGAUUAUCGAUGAUAAAGAGCGGCUCUUUCACCAGGAACUCCGGGAAGAAGAGGCGAGCGUUCUACACCCAAUGGAGAAUAACCUACGAGCGAUUCAAGAGAAGUUAAACUCUAUUCGAGAGCAACUCCUAAAGAUAAAGGAGCGGAUGAACCAAACGGACAGUUUGAUAUUUCUGAAGGAGGAAACUCGUCAGAAGAGGAGGGUGAGUGAUGAAAUCCAGAGGUUGUCAGUAGCAGAUGGAUCUCUCGCCGUUGGAAAGUUCGAUCACCCAUUUUUGUUGAAAACGGUGUUCAGCGAAGAUGUCGAUGGCAUUACGAAAGUCUCCGUCACCCUGGAUGUGGAAACAGCGGGUUCGCGAGGGGUUCGCAUCGGGGAGACAUUACUGGGAGGUGGAGGUGGCGAGGAGUCGGGACUGGAGUCUGGGAGUCGCCGCAGAGUUUGUGGAGAGGAAGAAACUGGUCACACUGACCCCGGAGACUGGAGUCUGGUGCAUCAGGCGUUGGGGGGAUGA